Molecule: messenger RNA, 1350 nt
Organism: Candidula unifasciata
Lineage: Eukaryota; Metazoa; Mollusca; Gastropoda; Stylommatophora; Geomitridae
Source: the annotation of a GenBank genome assembly
CGGGAGUGUAUCAGUGUGCACAUUGGCCAGGCCGGUGUACAGAUCGGCAACUCCUGCUGGGAGCUGUACUGUCUGGAGCAUGGCAUACAGCCCGAUGGACAGAUGCCCUCGGACAAAAGCAUUGGGUCUGCCGAUGAUUCUUUCAACACUUUCUUCAGUGAAACUGGCUCAGGCAAACACGUACCCCGUGCUGUCUUUGUUGACCUAGAGCCUACAGUUAUUGACGAGGUUCGCACUGGGACUUACAAGCAGCUGUUUCACCCCGAGCAGUUGAUGAGCGGCAAAGAAGAUGCUGCUAAUAAUUAUGCUCGUGGCCACUACACUAUUGGAAAGGAAAUCGUCGACCUAGUUCAGGAUCGAAUCCGGAAGCUGGCUGAGAUGUGUACUGGCUUGCAGGGCUUCCUUCUCUUCCACAGCUUCGGGGGCGGAACUGGGUCAGGCUUUACUUCGCUGCUCAUGGAAAAACUCAGCGUCGACUACGGCAAGAAAUCUAAACUGGAGUUUUCCAUAUACCCAGCACCUCAGGUGUCUACAGCUGUGGUGGAGCCAUACAACUCCAUUUUGACCACCCAUACAACCUUGGAGCACUCAGACUGCGCUUUUAUGGUAGAUAAUGAAGCAAUCUACGAUAUCUGUCGUCGCAACCUUGACAUCGGGCGGCCUUCUUACACAAACCUCAACCGUCUGAUUGGCCAGAUCGUGUCGUCGAUUACCGCAUCCCUCAGAUUUGACGGAGCCCUCAAUGUGGACCUGACUGAAUUCCAGACAAACUUAGUGCCCUACCCACGCAUUCACUUCCCACUGGCGACGUAUGCACCCGUCAUCUCUGCGGAGAAGGCGUACCAUGAGCAGUUGACCGUGGCGGAGAUAACCAACGCCUGCUUCGAACCUGCUAACCAGAUGGUGAAAUGUAACCCCAUGUUAGGAAAAUACAUGGCCUGCUGCCUGCUCUACCGUGGCGAUGUUGUGCCGAAAGAUGUCAACGUGGCCAUUGCAACCAUCAAGACCAAGAGGACCAUUCAGUUCGUUGACUGGUGUCCCACGGGCUUUAAGGUGGGUAUCAACUACCAGCCUCCAACUGUAGUGCCUGGUGGCGACCUGGCCAAGGUUCAACGUGCUGUUUGUAUGCUGAGCAACACCACCGCAGUGGCCGAGGCUUGGGCCAGACUGGAUCACAAGUUCGACCUCAUGUAUGCCAAACGGGCAUUUGUGCACUGGUAUGUCGGCGAAGGCAUGGAAGAAGGUGAAUUCGCCGAGGCACGCGAGGACCUAGCUGCCCUGGAGAAGGACUACGAAGAAGUUGGUGUAGACACCCUGGUGGAGAAUGAAGAAGCUGGAGAUGAUAUUUAG